AUGGCCACCGUCGUCAAGGCUCGGAUGAGCGCAUGGCAACGCCAGGCCUUGCAAUGCUCUGCAGGCAGCGGCCCAAGCGAAGCUCCAGGCGGCCAAGGCUGGAACCGCGGAACCGCGGAACCGGACGCGGCGGCAUCUUCGCGCGGCCUCGAAGGCGUCGGUGCCGAAGUCCGCUCCGGCUCCGAAGCCGCAGGCGGCCAAUCCGCAAGCGCGUUGCGGCUUCUCUUUUCUGCGGAUUUUUCGGCGGAGCGGAGCGGUGUCUGCGAGGCCUCGCCGAAGCAGCGCCCCGCGGCCCCGAGCGCUGCAGGGCUGGUGGUGCCGAAGAAGCCAAGCGCCCCGAGUCCGAGUCCCACUCCCAACGCCCCAGCAGCAGCCCCGGCGGCGGCAAGCGUCCCCGCAGAGGCGCCGGGGCCGGGGGGUCAAAAGCGGCUGGGACGGCUAGGAAAGUUGCGUCGCUUCAUUGCGCAGGCGCCGGCGCCCAAGGCGGAGGCCGUCCCGAAGAGCGCUCCUGGCCAAGGGGAGGCCGAGGAGCCGGGGAGAGCUGGGGAGAGCUGGGCUGGGGAGCUGGGCUACAGUGAGGCGUAA
Messenger RNA from Symbiodinium sp. CCMP2592, 585 nucleotides. The record is from the annotation of a GenBank genome assembly. NCBI's taxonomy places the organism in Eukaryota, Dinophyceae, Suessiales, Symbiodiniaceae.